Molecule: messenger RNA, 1035 nt
Organism: Aspergillus terreus NIH2624
Lineage: Eukaryota; Fungi; Ascomycota; Eurotiomycetes; Eurotiales; Aspergillaceae
Product: translation machinery-associated protein TMA46
Exons: 3
Coding region: 1-1035 (344 amino acids)
Biological process (GO): cytoplasmic translation
Cellular component (GO): cytosol
Molecular function (GO): mRNA binding; metal ion binding
Source: RefSeq, a predicted model, not a curated record
AUGCCUCCCAAGAAGCAGGACCAGCCCAAGAAAAAGAAGACCGUCGAGGACAAGAAAAAAGGUUCUUCGGCCAAGAAACAGAUCGCCCAAUUACAAGCGCAAGCGAAAUCUAGCAAGACUCCUGACGAGAAGCGAAAAGAAGCUGAAAAGGCCAAGCGUGCGGCGGAGAAGAAGGCCGCCGAGGAUGCGAAGCGCGAGGCCGCGGAGUUGUUCAAGCCCGUGCAAACCCAGAAGGUGCCUUUCGGUGUGGAUCCCAAGACCGUCCUCUGUGUGUUCUUCAAGCAGGGCAAUUGUGAGAAGGGACGGAAGUGCAAGUUCAGCCACGACCUCAACAUCGAGCGCAAGUCCGCGAAGAAGGACCUGUACACUGAUUCCCGAGAUGCUAAGGCUGAAGAGGAGGAGGCCCGCAAGAAGGAUACCAUGGACGAUUGGGAUGAAGAGAAGCUGCGCAAGGUCGUUCUGAGCAAGCACGGAAACCCACGGACGACCACUGACAAGGUCUGCAAAUACUUCAUCGACGCCGUCGAGAACCAGAAGUAUGGUUGGUUCUGGGUUUGUCCUAAUGGGGGUGAUAAGUGCAUGUACAAGCACAGCUUGCCACCUGGGUUCGUUCUGAAGACAAAGGAGCAGAGAGCUGCCGAGAAGGCUCUCAUGGACAAAUCUCCGUUGAACACCCUGACGCUGGAAGAUUGGCUGGAAAGCGAGCGACACAAGCUGACCGGAAACCUGACGCCCGUCACGCCAGAGACGUUCGCCAAGUGGAAGAAGGAUCGUCUAGACAAGAAGGCUGCAGAAGAACAGGCCCGGAAGGCUAAGGAGACCACCGGACGUACAUUGUUCGAAAGCGGUAACUGGCGGGCGGAUGAUGAGAGCAGCGAUGAGGAAGACGAUGAUGAUGCCUGGAACCUGGAAGCCCUCCGCAGGGAGACGGAGAGAAUUCGUGACCAGAAGGAAGAGGAACGACUGGCGCGGAUCGCCGGACUGCCCGUACCGGCGUCUAACGAUGCGACGAUUGCACAGGAGGGCCAAGGCUGA